Messenger RNA from Cheilinus undulatus (humphead wrasse), 1095 nucleotides. RefSeq names its product HscB mitochondrial iron-sulfur cluster cochaperone (gene hscb). The transcript is spliced from 6 exons. Gene Ontology annotation, biological process: protein complex oligomerization; [2Fe-2S] cluster assembly. The coding region runs from base 108 to 950 and encodes 280 amino acids. The record is from RefSeq and is a predicted model, not a curated record. Gene Ontology annotation, cellular component: mitochondrion. Gene Ontology annotation, molecular function: ATPase activator activity; protein-folding chaperone binding. NCBI's taxonomy places the organism in Eukaryota, Metazoa, Chordata, Actinopteri, Labriformes, Labridae.
CGCUCUUCCUCUUCCUCUCCAGAAGAGGGAUAUGCAUGUUUUGACUGUAAGGAGAGGAUUAUGCUUUGAUUAAACAGCAUUAAAUCGGGUUUUAUUUAAAUUUGGACAUGCUGGCGUUGAACUCUUUGCGGAUUUCGAGCUCGACUCGGGCUUUACUUCAGCCAAAAUGGCUCAUGAAGAAAGGACAGACUGUUUGUUAUGCUGUUACAUGUUCAGGACACUGCAUGUCUUCCAGAUUCACCAAAAAGGACACAUACCAUAGCACCAUGAGCUCUAUGGUCCAUGGAAAGAUUAGAGAACGUAGUUACCACGUCAAUCCCGUUAGUUCACGCAGGAGUUACUGUACAGCCCAAGUGUCACUAAACUGUUGGAAUUGCAAGAAGCCUCUGGAAAAAACACCUGUCUUCUUCUGUAUGUCUUGCAAAGCAGUCCAGCCCCCCGAAGAAGGGACAUCCUACUUUAAAAUCAUGGAUUGUGACCACACAUUCACACUGGACACUCAAAAGCUGCAGAAAAAAUAUUUGCAGCUCCAGCGGUCUCUGCAUCCAGACAACUUCAGCCAGAAAUCUUUGAAAGAACAGGAGUACUCAGAAAGCCAGUCGGCUCUUGUGAACAAAGCAUACAAGACUCUACUUAAGCCUUUGAGUCGUGGUCUUUAUAUGCUGGAGCUUCAGGGCUUGCAGAUAGAAGAGGGCACAGACCCUGGAGCAGAGUCUGAGUUUCUGAUGGAGCUGAUGGAGAUCAAUGAAGCUCUUGAUGAAGCACGGAGUCCAGAGGAAGCCAACAAGAUUGGCCAAGACAUGAAAGGAAAACUGGCAGAGUUGACAGAGGAGAUAGAUGCUGCCCUCUUUAAAGGGGAGCUACAAGCUGCCAAAGCUCUGCUGGCCCAAAUGAAAUACUAUGCAAACAUUGAAGAGAAAGUAAAAGGAAAACUUUCUGAAUUCAUGUAAUAGUUUUCUCUCUGAACAUGCACACUGUGUGAUAGUUUAGGGUUUUAAAUGUUUUGCACAAGAGAACAAAUUAUUUUACAUUUGUGUUGGAUUUUGUUACUGUACUGUUCAAGUGGAAUAAUAAAAUUUCCUAUAAUGUAAUAUA